AGGGCGGAAGGGGCAGAACGCGUCGCGUUACGGCCGCCUAGAGCCCGGCUCCGUCAUUGCUGCUCAGAAGGACUCACAAUGAACAGACCUGUUGAGGGCUGGUGCGGCCCGAAUGGGCUGGUAAGAUGGCGUGGCUGCAGGACCAUCACGCUCCACCAGAAGCACAACGAUGGCGUGUUUGUGUCUUUUCUUGUCAGAUCUCCCAUGGAUAUGUCACCGACUGCUUUAUCGAAAGGUCAGCCGCAUGACUGACUGAUGGCAGGCACGGCAGUGAAGGAGAGGCAAUCAGGCGGGCAAGGAAUGUGAGUGUAUCUCCGCUGUGUGUCGGUGUCGGUAUCGCUGCAGCUGCAUCGCGUUGUGGUAUUUGUUGAGUCUGGUACUGUUUGUGGUUCGGUGGUUUGAGCUGCACACAUCAGCCAUCUCCAGCCCGCCAGACAGGUACGCACCCGAGGCAGUCGGUCAGCCAGCUGAGCUGCCUGUGCGCGCGUGGAUCAAGUCAAGUUGGUGGAUGGAUGCAUCGGCAGGUCGCCGGUCCACGUGGCCAAGAAGACCUUCUGCGGGCUCAUGUGCGGCCUCUCUGCGGUAAGUAUGUGCGGUGGGAUGUGGCCGGCCGGCCGGCACGUGACGUGUAUGUGCUGCCCUGGCUUUGUGUGUUUUGUGUGUAUAGGUGUUGGCCCUGCUGUCGUGGUUCAAGCCGGCCUCCCCACCAUAUAUCCAAUUCUCCUGGACACUCCACCUCGUCCUAUGGGUGGGGGCAGACAGACAGACAGACAGACAGGAAUGCAUGCGUGUGUCUGUUCUGUGCACUUGUCUCUACCUCUGUGUGCUGUCAGGGUUUUUCCUUGGUGCUCUGCACAAUGGAGUAUCAGCGGUUCCUGCCGCAGUCGUGGCUGGGGCUGCGCGGAUUCUGGCUGGUGGGCGGGGUGGAGGGCAUCUGGCGGGCGGGCAUCUUCGUCCUGGCCUUCACCGUCGGCCUCAUGCCGCCCGGCUGGGCCAUCCCGCGGGCAUCCGACCCCUUCCCGGAGCUGCCCGUCAGGUCGUCACUCUUCCUCUGGACGGCCUGCAUCAUCCUCCUCACAUCCAUCUGCGAGGUACGUGGGGUGGGGCUGGGCGGAGUGUGGGUGGGUAGGUGAGGAUGGAUCAUCAAUCGACGUGAUCUGUCUGUCUGUCCGCCUGGCUCUCUACAGAUAGUGCUGGCGUGUCUGUCCUUCUACCAGCCUGCGGACAUCCCUUUGGCCCUGCUGCCCCUCAUCACACGACUCAACCGCGGCGAACCCACCGUCCUGCUGCCAAGAGUGCCCGACCUGCUCGACCGAGUCACCGUCGACCACCCAGGGGCAGUGCGAUACGGCGGUGCUGACCAGACAUCGUUGCCGCCGCAAGCUGUGGAUGUCUUUGCUAAGGGGGAUGCUGAGGGUGUUUUUGGUGGUGGUUGUGGUGGUGGUGGAGGUGGUGGUGGAGGUGGCAGUGGCGGCGAGAGGUUGCCGCUAAAGCUGCAUGUGGCCCUGUCGAAUGUGGUGCUGCAGACGGACCCGGUGCAGCAUCGAAUACAUGCCGAGUGAGUGAAUGGUGGGCGGGGGAGGAGACGGGGCAUUGGCAUAGGUGUAUGUGUGUUUGGUUGGUGGUGGUUGGUGUAGGUACAAGAUGCUGCUUCGACUGGAGGGCGAGCAGCGGCCGAGAGUGUCCUUCAAACGGUCAGCCAAGCACACACACGCAUGGACAGAAGGAGCAGAGCUGAUUGUUGCGUCUGUCUGUGUCCAUGUGUGUGUAUGUUGUGUAGGUAUGCUGACUUCGCGGCGUUGAACAGCGUGUUCCAGUCGCAGUUCAACCGCGACCGCUACCCCGAGCUGUACGCCAGACUGCCGCACCUGCCGCCAAAGGAACCUUUCAGACAGGUAGGCCCACGCCUUCCGCAUUCCGUUGGGUUUGAUCUGGUCAUAUCAUAUGUGUGUGUGUGUGUCCCUGUCUGUGCUGUGCAGGAAACACUGAGCCCGGCAUUUCUCGACCAGCGGCGACGAGGGCUCGAGGCGUACAUUCGGGUGAAAGCGGGAGAGAAACCAGCUGUGCACCAUUGUCUGUGAGUGAAUGGGGUCGUUUCUUAAUUUGUAUGUUUGUUCAGGUGAUAGUGCAGCAGGAGGCCUUCUGGCUGCCGGAGCUGCUCAACUUCCUGGGGCUCAGUGUCAUCGAGCAGCGGCCAUUCACCGAAGCGCACAAGGAGGCCAUCAAACGGUCAGCAAGCCACUCCACUCAGCCAGCACCACACCAACACACACACAUACACACACGUGCUGCAGGUUUGAGCCCGACAACCCCCUUCGGCUGCGGAAGCCCUCUGACGAGACCUACUCAGAGGCUGCGUCAAUCGACGUGGCCCAGGACGAUAUCCCAUCGCCACUCGAGAGAGAGAGGGAGGGCAGUCCCCCCCGCCACACAGCAGCAGCAGCGGCACCAUCGGCUGCUGCUGCAGCAGCGGCCGAGGAGCAGAUGCUGAUGCAGCCCGACCAACAAAUCGUCUUGACGUCCUCUGCGCAGCUGUCGUCGUCUGCGUACUCCCAUGCACACGAGGGAGAGAAGGGCGGCGUGGGUGUGGGUGUUGGUGGGGGAGUGGGUGUGGGUUACAGUGUGGAGGGGCCUGGCGGGCCGAUUCCUGUGCGUGUGAGCAUCGACCGCUACAAGCUGGUGCAGGAGGGGACGCCUGGGGUGGUGCCGUAUGUCAUAUACGAGGUGGUCACGAGCACCAUGCACCGGACAUCCACCGUCGUCAAGAGAUACCGGUGAGGUGCGAAUGGGUGUGUGCGUAGCUAAGAGCAGAGGAGACACACGGGCGGCGGUGUUGUGAGAUCGUCUCUCUAUCUUUCUUUGUGUGUGUGUGUGUGUGUGUCUGUGUGUGUGUGCAGUGAGUUCGACAUCUUGUUCAAGAAGCUGCAUCGCAUUUUGGAGGUGUCGCCGCCCAAGCUGCCCGGCAAGUUCUACACCAUGAAGCGCGACCACUGGUUCUACGAGAAACGAAAAGCUGACCUGACCGACUGGCUCAACCAGGUCUUUCAGACACCCCCUCCCCUCCCCCUCGCCCCCUCCCUCUUGACACGCAUCGACGCCUCUCUGUCUGUCUGUCGGUCUGUCUGUCUGUCUGUCGGUCUGUCUGUCUGUCUGUCUGUAUGUGUGUUGGUGCAUAUCUACAGGUGGUGCAGGACGCCGCGUGUGCCUCGUGUCCUGACUUGUGGGAGUUCCUGCAGAUCCCCAUGAAUGAGGUCCCACGGCCAACGGCCUCCUCACCGAGCGGCGACACACACGCAUGGGCGCGGAAGGCCUCGUCGGGCAGCGAGUCGAUCUCUCUGCCAAGGUGGGUGGGUUGGUGGGCCUGCGGGAGGGAAGGAGGCAACGCACACAAGACACAUAGGUACACAAUGGGGGCUGGUGUCUGUAUGUGUGUGGGGGGGGUUUGGUGUCAGUAUGGCGAUGGAGUCGGAGGGCGCCGCUGAAAUGUCCCGCCGGGUGCAGCAGCCGGGCACUGCCGAUGUGUUAGGUGAGUGGACCUCUCUCUCUGUGUGUGUGUGCGGCUGUCUGUGCGAGCAUCAGCGAGGUCGUGUGAGUGUCCGUGUGAUGUCUGUGUGAUUGAUAUACUAGAGCGCACAACCACCGCCCGUCCUUCGUUCCUCACAGCUGAGCCCAAGAGCGCGCCAUCGCCCCCGCUGCUUUCUCGGCCACCUGGCAGCUCUACAGAGCCAGUGCAGGAGUGGCACGUAAGGCUUAUGUGAUGGAGGGAUGGAUGGGAUGCAUGGGCACCCACACCGACAGUGGUCAUGUUGGCUGUGUGGUGUGUGAUGGUGUGCAGGUGCGUUGCCGGAUGUGGCAGACGGUGACGGUGCAUCAGGAGAAGGACACUGCGUACGCCCUGCAGCUGUACCGGUGCAAGCCCACCGGCGUCAAGACAUGGGCCAUCGAGCGACCCUACAGACGAUUCGAGGUCGGUUCGCCCGUCUGUUUGUCUGUCUGUGUGUCUAUGGUGUGUGUGGUGCGUGUGUGGUGUGGUGUGUAUGUCAGGAGUUGCACUGGGAGCUGGCCAAGAAGUUCUCGUCCCCGGCCACGGGCAUGUCCCUCCUGCCGCCCUUCCCACAGAGGGGCUUCACCCUACUCGCCACACGAGCAGCACGUAAGCCAAGCCAAGCACUCCUUCCCUCCCCCCCCACACACACCCUCUCUGCCCAUCCCAUGUGCACCACAGAGGACCGAGAGAAGGAGGAGCGGGGCCGUCGUCUGGAGGCGUAUCUGACGGCCAUCCUCCAGUCGUACGAGACGUUCAAGUGUCCCGCACUGGACCUGUUCCUGGCGGAGCCGAUGCAGCACGCCACCGUGGCCGAGGGGAACGAGCAGCAGGAGGCCGGGGUGAGCAGCUUCGCCAUGACGGAGGAGCAGCAGCAGCAGCAGCAGACAGGGGAGGGUGAGGGUGAGGGUGAGGGUGAGGGGCGGGGGUGAUGAUGCGAGCCGUAGACAGAGAGGUAGGUAGACAGAGAGUGUGGUAGGAAGACUCUAGUUGGUGGAUGGGAUAUAUGGGCUUUGUGGUGAGGGAGGGGAGGUGGAUGUCUGCCUGUCUGCCUGUUUUUCGUGCGUGUGUCUAUGCUAUGGGCCGAGGUUGUGUGUGCCAUGCCAUGCCGUUGGUUGGUGUGUGUAUCUGUGGACACGAAGAACAAACGGAAGGAAAGCAGCUUAGCUUCACCGUCAAGAACGCAUACG
Messenger RNA from Vitrella brassicaformis, 4734 nucleotides. NCBI's taxonomy places the organism in Eukaryota, Vitrellaceae. The record is from the annotation of a GenBank genome assembly.